Linum tenue is the source of this 2290-nucleotide messenger RNA. Lineage: Eukaryota; Viridiplantae; Streptophyta; Magnoliopsida; Malpighiales; Linaceae. The record is from the annotation of a GenBank genome assembly.
AGCGCGCUAGUCCUCUCCCUUCACUUCAACGACCACUCCAUUCCUUCCGAAUUCCCUUCUUCUCCUUGUGAGAUUUUCAGAUGUUGUUGUUGUUGCAGAACCACCAUUACUCCUCAACUCUCCUCUCUCCUCAAUUCUUCCAUUCACCUCGCCACCGCCAUCAGAGAGCUUCUUCUUCUUUUUCCUGCCGCUGUCUCGGAAACCCCACCCCGGCGGCCAUUUUCUCCUCUCUAUCAGCCCUCCCGCGGCCUUUCUUGGAGCCAUGGCUGGCGGAUAUCACCACGAUUGAAGUUCCCGUCCCCUUGCCGGAAGACGGCGGUGGCCCUAUUGAGCUCCCUUUCCCUACUGCUCCUUCCAUCUUCGCCACCACCGACGACCCUUCCCCGCUGCAGAUUGCGACCAGCGUGCUGCUCACUGGGGCUAUCCUGAUAUUCCUCGUUCGCUCCAUCCGCCGCCGUUUUAAGCGCGCCAAGGAAUUGAGAUUCAGAUCAUCAGGGGCUACUAAGAAGACGCUGAAAGAUGAGGCAUUGGAAAGCUUGAAGGCCAUGGGAGCCGCGGCUCCAGUUGAAGAAGGUAAGAAGCCUACUUCACCUGUGCAGGCACUACUAGGUGGAAUAUCUGCAGGUGUGAUAGCCCUUAUUCUCUACAAGUUCGCCACCACCAUUGAGGCAUCUCUCAACCGGCAGACCAUAUCAGAUAACUUCUCGGUUCGCCAAAUAACAAUUACUAUCAGGACCAUCAUCAAUGGGUUGUGCUACCUUGCCACGUUCGUUUUCGGUCUUAACUCUGUCGGUUUAAUCCUAUACUCUGCCCAGCUCACGAUGAACUCCUUCAUGGAAGGGGAAGAAACUGAAACUGGUGAAGGAGAAAUGCUAUCAGAUCCGCUGAACUCAACUUCUGAUGGCGAUCAGAGCAGUCAGAUGGAUGAAAAUUCCGACGAUGGUCAAUAGUGUAAACAAGCAACCAGGCCAGUGUAUUGUUCUUGAAAGGACUUUCUCAUUCAAGUUUUGUACCUAGAAAGCACACAACAGCUUUGAGAUUUUUAUUCCGGAUUACAAGAGGAGCUUUGAACAGCAAAGUGAUCUUUAACUCCAUUGGUGAGUUGACCCAAAAAGAACAAUGUUGUAUACAUGAUUCCUUCAGGCAACUUCCAUAAACCAUUUUCUCUCUUUGUUCAGUACUACUGCUCAUAUGGAACAGGAAUCCUCUGAGUAGUAGGCCCAGCAACCAUGUCCUCCCACAUCAGAUCAGAAAGUGCCAUUGUCAAUUCUCCCACAUUCCCUGCAUUUCAAACAAAAUAUCCAUUAGCUAUCUCAAAGCAAAAGUAUCUACCUCUAGAAAAUAUAUACAAUCUCCCAUUACCAUCUCCAAUGAGCUGAUCAUCCCACAUCACAAUAGGCAACAAGGGGAGCGUGCUCCCUACAAACAUCAUCUCCAGAGCAGCUUUCGCCUCUCCAAUAGUGAGUUUACCGGUCUUCACCCCUUUCAGCUUCCCCUUUUCCACCAGCUUGGGCGCCAGCUGAAGCAGCCUCAGAGCAGUGCAUCCGCGGAGUAUGUUGUCAAAUGGAGGCAGGAUCAGCUCUUUCUCCUGAGUAAUGAAUGCUACGUUCACAUUGGGACCCUCAGCCACGUACCCUUCCUCGUCGACCCAGAUUGAGGCGAAGGCUCCUCUGUCCUCGGCUUCCAUGAUGGACAGCACAUUGGGGAGAUAGUUCACAUUCUUUGCAGUUGCAAAAAGAGGCGGCUUCAUGGGGAUGUUAGAUGUGAUCACCUUAACUCCUUCCUUUUGCUGGGAGAACUCCUCGUCGAUCACGACUGCAUAGAAUGCUGAAGUUGGGCAACCAGAUGGGGACAGCAGGAAGUUGCCUGGGCCUGCACUCAGCCAGUAUCUCAGUGUGCCUUUCUUGCAGUUUGAUGCUGUUGCCAACUGGAUCAGGAUGGUGCGCAGUUUGUCCUUGGUGAAUGGAGAUGAUAUCCUUGCCUUUGAGGCUGAUGUUAGGAUCCUCUCUAUGUGUACAUCUAGCUCAUAGAGGUAUCUGAAACACGAGAGCUGCAGAAUUAGAUUCAUGACGCAGGGGCUAAAUGCUUCAAAGGUCACUGAACUAUAUGUGCCAGAUUACCCGUCGAGGAUUAUGGCCGUGUCAAAAACACCAUGACCGCGAUGUACCAUGUGGUCAUCAAUCGGAAUCACCAUCAACGCCGGAUCGAGAAUGAUCCCACCAUAGACGCUCGAGUACAUUGCUGGAAGGAUUUCAACCUCGCUAAACCCUCUUCAAGCGACUCCGGAUCA